GUGUAACAAUAAUAAACAGUAUAUUGUAAUAGGUACCUAUUAUGAUUUGUGUUCAAUAUGGUUGUUGCUUUUCACAAUAACAAUAAUAAUAAUAAUAUCGUUAUCUGCGUGUAAAGCGGCGCAUUCGUGAUAACUGCACCGUGCAAUGUGCAUUCGUUUAACGCGGCUCUUACUACACAUGACGGUCGAUCGGUCGAAGCGAGAUCAAUAGGCAGCUGUUGCAGUUAAACUUGCACAGUAUUGCACUGUAAAAUACUUUUGUAAGGUUUCCUAAAGUCUAUUCGGCCCCUCUUUGUUUUCCGUUUCUAGACUUCGCAUUAGCACUACGAUCGGUGUCGUGUUUAGUUGGCCCGGAGUUUUUGUGCACCGCAAUCAUGAAUAAACAAUUAGAUCAGCUCACGGACGUGUUCAUAUCGGAUGAGGUGUUGUUGAUGUGCCACAACUUAGCGCUGCUCACGGAAAAGGAAGAGGUCGCUGCUCUGCUCAUUGGCCAGAAAAUAAUACACGAGAAUGGGACUACUGUGUCCGUGUCGGCGCUGUCGAUACCGCCUCGGGGAGAGAUAAAAAAGGACCGAGUAGAAAUCAUGUCCGAAGACUUGGUAAACGCUAUGGAAGAUGCCAAACACUUUUCCCGCAUCAAAGGUGCUAACUUGAAUGUCAUUGGCUGGUAUCAUUCACAUCCUCACAUAACUGUAUGGCCUUCUAAUGUCGAUUUACAAACUCAACUAAACUUACAAAAUAUGGAUUCAUGUUUUAUCGGUAUAAUUUGUUCAUCAUAUAAUACAGACACUACAACAAUGAUGAAAGAAAUGAAAACAGUAUGCUUUCAAGCAAAACAAAUAAAUGGUAUGGUGCACAGAAUAGAUGUUAAAUUUCAGGUUGCACCUACAACCUGCACCAGUCAAUUGUCAUUUGGAGUAAUUGUAAAGCAUAUUGAAACAUUGUAUGACGAACUUAUAAAAAAUUAUAAUGAAGCAAAUGAAGGUGAUAUAAGUCCAAUGGCUCAGCUUCAUAAUGAUUCAGUAUAUACGUUAUCUGGAAUACAUAUGUUGGAAACAGUGGCUAAACCUAUGCUGCAAAUGUUAGAAAUACAACGUGAAAGUUCAACUAAAAGAAUUCUAAGUCUUCAAUCAAAACUAGAACAGCUGUCAUUAGGUAUUAAUGAUGAACCAUAUUGUGACGGUACAAACAAAAAUUAUGAUGAUCAAGAAAAUAGUGAUGAUUCCUCUGAAGGCUUGAUCACUUCAGUACUAACAAAAAAUCAACCCAAAGAUAAGAAGAGUGCGAAAAAGUCUAGUAUGGUCUCCUCUCCUGUGUAAAUUCAUGAAUAAUGAGUAUCUUACUAUAUUUAUUUUAUUAUUACUUGUCAUUUUUUUUAAAUAUAAUGUAUAUUGUUUAAUGUAUAUAAAGAAAAUUUUGUUUAAA
Messenger RNA from Rhopalosiphum padi (bird cherry-oat aphid), 1425 nucleotides. RefSeq names its product lys-63-specific deubiquitinase BRCC36-like. Gene Ontology annotation, molecular function: cysteine-type deubiquitinase activity; polyubiquitin modification-dependent protein binding; metallopeptidase activity. Gene Ontology annotation, cellular component: BRCA1-A complex; BRISC complex. Gene Ontology annotation, biological process: double-strand break repair. Lineage: Eukaryota; Metazoa; Arthropoda; Insecta; Hemiptera; Aphididae. The transcript is spliced from 6 exons. Bases 375 to 1319 code for a protein of 314 amino acids. The record is from RefSeq and is a predicted model, not a curated record.